Molecule: messenger RNA, 2013 nt
Organism: Myotis davidii
Lineage: Eukaryota; Metazoa; Chordata; Mammalia; Chiroptera; Vespertilionidae
Gene: CIMAP2
Product: lymphocyte expansion molecule
Source: RefSeq, a predicted model, not a curated record
AUGAGCACGUCGGGGGACAGCGCGGGCGGGCCGCAGCGGAGGCCAGCGGACCGGACCGGGACCAGCGACCGGACCAGGACCAGGGACCUGCGCGGAGGAGUCCAGGUGCGGGGGGAGGCCCAUCCCUCCCAGGACCUCGCCGCUGGGGCCGGCAGGCCGGCAGGGCAGCCCGUGAAGUGGUUCCGGGAGGCGCUUGCCUUUCUCGGGGUGAAGAGCCACAGGUUUGAUGUCUCUGCUGUUUAUCCUGAGCAGAAGCUGAGAGAAGCUUCGUUCCAUGAGCUAUGCUCUUGCAUGAGUUACUGCUCCUCCCUGAAGUGUGAGGAGGCCAAUGACAGAGGAAUUCAUUCCCACUUAGGAUCUGGGACCUAUGGCUGCAAGGAGACCUGCUUCAGCAAGAAAAAGGUCAAGAAGGAGGUGGGUACAGGCUGGGCCAAGGCCCAGAAAGAUCGGCUACCCCAGCUGCCCCACUUCUAGUCCCAGACCAUCAUGAGAGAGAAGCGGCUGCAGAAGGACAAGCUCGGGCCCGGCUCCUACAACUUCAAAGACUUCUUAGAACAGCUGCGGCAGAAACCGUCCAGCAACCGGGGGCUGCUCAGCUCCGGGGAGCUUCGCUUUCAAGGACUCAUCGGGAACUACUAUCCAGGCCCUGGAAAUUAUGGAGAGAAGGGCAACCCAUACACAAGGCUGGAGAAAAAGGCCUGGGACCGGUCUCACUCCGAGGGCCUCAUGUGCCGGAUGACCAACAAGCCGCAGCCCUUGGGUCAUGAGGGCAGCGGCCUGGCACCAUGCACCUACUCCUUCAAAAGUGGCAUAGAGGCAUACGUGGCACGCGCCAUGGGCACCCGCGGCCCCUACGACACUUUCUCCGGCGACCGAAGCAAGCCCCAACCUUACGGACAUUUCUCUGUGCAGAAAAAAAAGCCCAGUGAGCUGAUGAAUGUCAAGAGCUUCAUGGAAGACCUUAACUCUGCUUGCAAUAAGAAGCGUGGGGUGUUUUCGAAACUUUCCCGCAACCCAACCACCCCUUCCGAGAGGAUUUACUGGAGCACCCUCAGCCAGUGUCCCCGAAAACUAGCCACGUCUGGGCCGGGCAUGUGGCUUCCUCCAGAGAAGGAAUGCAAACGGGGCACCCAGCCACCGUUCCUGCUGUCCUCCAAGCGGACCAGCGGGAGGAGCACCCAGAUGCUUCUGGGGAGCUGGAACCCCGUAGGUGUGGGCUACUACCUCAACACCUGGCUGAUGGAGAGCAAGGACCAGCGGCAGCGAUAUCGGUCCCUGUUCAUGGGCGGAGCCAAGCGCUAUCCCUCGAACCCGGCCCGGGACAAGUUCUUGCAGGAAAGGAUCACACCUUUUACUAAGGGGAAGUGCUUUACCACUGUGGAUUAUAAUUCGGAUCCUACUCCUUGAAGCCACAUGUGAAGGACAGCCUGCGGUGACCAGAGGGCCCAAAGGACUGAAGACAAAUCUGGGGAUCGGAGGGUGGAAGUGGGGAUGGAGGGGUCUUGGAGAGAGGACACUUGGGGAUGCCGGGGAGAGGGGUGUUUUGUGGUAGUGGGAUCACUUCUGUCGGAGACAACUCCCUGGGUCACAAUGUCUGCUGGGACAUCUGGAGCCAGGCAUCUUUUGAUAUGAGAGCUCAGUUAUCCUGAGAAUUCAAACUGGCCAGUGACAUGGACAUGGGAGCCAGACAGCGGAUGGACCGAAGGGGUGGCAUACGGUGGGCACUUUUGGGACCCCUUCUAUUCUAAAGCCGAAGUGUUCGACUCCCUGUUCAUUAAAUUCCAAGAGGUGGCCGAGUGUGGCGUGUGUCCUAAGGCAGCUCUACGUCCCCAGCAGGAGAACUCUGUCUCCAUCCAUUUUGUAGGCGAGGAAAUAGUCUUCACAGGGUUCACUUGCCAAAAUUUGUUAGAUCACAACCUGGUGACCAAGCCAGGACUGUAGCCCAGAGCUCCUGACAACCAGGUCUGGUGCCUUAAAAAAGAUACUCCCCCUCCCCCUGCCCUAGGCGGGCUG